This is a messenger RNA of Synchytrium microbalum, 2469 nucleotides long. RefSeq lists its product as uncharacterized. The record is from RefSeq and is a predicted model, not a curated record. Bases 1 to 2469 code for a protein of 822 amino acids. The transcript has 8 exons. Lineage: Eukaryota; Fungi; Chytridiomycota; Chytridiomycetes; Synchytriales; Synchytriaceae.
AUGCUGGCAGCAGCCAAGGAAACCUCAGCUGGUCCUCAGCAGCCUGCACCUUCCAUUACCAACACAACCACAACAGCAUCAUCAACCAACGACGAAGAAGUGAAUAGGAUGGCUCAACCUAAAUCUGGCAUUCCAAAGAUAGCGGCGGUUCCGCUAAAGCCAACUUCCAACAUCAACUUCCAACCCGUCUCGACAAACCCGGGCAAAUCAAGAAGAUUGAAAAUCAAUGUCUUGUUGGAUGCUACAAUAUUUGUCGCAGGUGGAACUCUACAUGGAAGACUGGAAUUGACCUGCUCUACUUCGAGAUCAAUCAGAAUGGGGCUCAUCGAGGUCCAGCUACAAGCAUAUGAAGGCAAGUCGUAUGUCAAAGCUCCGAAUGAUCAAAUAAAUGACAAGGAACUGGCCUCUAGUCAAUCAUUCCUCUCUUCGAAUAUCGUAUUCCAAGGUCCUAGGACACCGCCUUCCAACGCCGUGCGAGGUCCAAAUGAAGAUGGAUUCUGGCAAGCCAACAAGGGCAAAACAACAUUCCCCUUCUCCUUCAGACUACCAGAAGACUCGCCGAGCUCAUUCACCUUUCAAACAAUGGCAGCAUUGAAAUACGUCAUUACAGGGGUAGUGCAAUACGAAGAAAACUCCCAGAUUGAGACCAUGUUCAAGUCAAAAGACGCCUUUGUAGUUGAGAACUGGAAGACUACUCAUCCAAAUAUUGUCGAUAUCGAAGUCACGGACGAAACUGUUGGGCAACUAUUCAUGGGUGGAAUCGGUCAAGUCACUCUCCAAGGAGCUAUUCGUAAAUGCUUCUUUCAGUCUGGCAGUGAUGUAUAUGUUGAAACUCGUGUCAAGAAUGAUACUCGUCGAAGAGUACAAGGUUUGAAGGUCCAGCUCGUUCGAAAGCUAGUCAUGCUUCGUCAAAGCAACAAACGAGGACCUCUCGAUACCAAGGUUAUUGCAGAGCCAGUGUCUGAAGCAAUCUUCCGUGAACGUGACAAUAUAUAUGAUCCUGGUGAAGAUCGCUCAAACGUCUUGCAUGUGCACAUUCCACCAUAUGUCAGAACAGUAUCGAAUACAGCUUUGGCUGAAGUUGCUGUGUCUCUUCAAGUCAUCAUUAGCAUGGGAAUGCUCAGCAAGGACAUUAUGAUUGAAUUACCCAUUGAUGUCUGUCAUGGUGCUUCCGUAAAUCCACCACCAAUCGUUGACCUUGCAUCCAACCUUCAUCCUUUCCAAUAUAAUAUGAUUGAUGACCAAGAUGUUAGUCCUGAUCGAACUACUGGUGAAGGAAGUCGCCGAAAUCAAGUAUCGCCUACUCGUGCAAAGAGACCAGAAUCACCUCCACCUGGUGGACGUGUGCUUCCUUGGAGUGACGAUGAAGGAGACGAUGAUGGUUAUCAAUCACCUGUGCAAUCUGGCUCUCACUCAGCUUCACCAACACGCCAAUUGUCACCAGAUAGAUUCCCACGUCCUGCUGGUCCUUCUGCCCGUAUUCCAAAAGCUCCUACACUUGGUCCAGCAGCCCCUGUUGCAUAUGUGCCCGCUACAGAGAGAUCUCGUUAUUUGACUGGAAUUCCGCCACAGCAGCGAUAUAGAACAUCAAGAGCCUUCAGUCCUGCACGGGAAUCGGUUAUGCUAGGCACAUAUACAACUGAAGGUGCAUAUAUUGAACAACCGAAGGUCACCAAUGCCAAUGAAGCUAGUAGCUCUACGCAACAAUCUGCUGAUCGACCACCCUCGAGUCCUAUACGUCCCGCACGUCCAUUACCACAACCUAUGCCAGCUGCCAAUAAUACUCAACCUAUAACUCGUCUACCAAAUAAUACUCAACCGAAGCCAGUCAGUGCUCAACCCAUCACUCGUCUGCCUACAAAUACUCAACCACCACAAGCUAGAAAGCCUGACAUGGAUCGACGUGAACCGAAAGUAGUCGCUCGGGCAGCUGAGGGUGUCUCCAAUGAGUCAAAACCUCCCAAGGAAUCUGGUCAUAGACGUGAAGAUAGACAGGAGAGUGACGCCGACAGGGAACGCAGGCAUAGAGAACGCCGUGAGCGCCGUGAUAAAGAAGGUAGAGAAGAUCGUGAAAAGACUCGAGAAAAUGAACAGGACAACGCAGAUACGACCCGUGAAGAUGUUCGAGGUCAUCGAUCUCAUCAUCACCACCACCAUUCAGAAAAGAGUCGAGAUCGAAGAGCCAAGUCGAGUCAAAGAAGCCGUGAGGGUAAACAAGAGGAUGAACUGAAACGAGAACCGAGCCGUGAAGAACGAGGUAGACGUGAACGUCGAGAAGAACAUAAACGUGGAGAAGAGAGGCCUCGAAGUGCAAGGAUUCUGUUUGAGGAAGAGGUCAGCAAGACUGUACGAGCAAAGGAACAACAAGGUCGAGUCAAAGAUGUCAAAUCUCCCACACAACAAGGCCCACAGCAUGCGGUCUCCCCAAAGAUCCAGGCGCUCAUUCAAAAAAUAGACCAAAGGCAAUAG